Molecule: messenger RNA, 1308 nt
Organism: Symbiodinium sp. CCMP2456
Lineage: Eukaryota; Dinophyceae; Suessiales; Symbiodiniaceae
Source: the annotation of a GenBank genome assembly
AUGGAGGCGGCUGAUGUGCAGCAUCGAAUUCUGAGCUUCACCCGCGCAGCGGAUUUCAGGGCAUGGUACGGUGCUUGCUGGUGUACCAGGCAAAUCACUGGCAAUUUCGCUGCUGAUGUGCUGCGUGCGCCGUGGUGGUUGAUAGACCAGACCGGGGAGGAUGUCAUCCUACAGGUCUUCGGCUUCUGCUCCUCUGCUUCUCAGCUGCGCCUGGCCAGCUUGGGCCGCGGCUGGCGCCGCGCAUCCCAGAGAAGGGAGGCUUGGCGUCACCUUCGACUCAGCUUCGGGUGGGGCCGUGACGUGGAGCUGCGCUGUCUCCUGCGAGCUCUGCAGCACUUCGCACGACAUUACGGCAUCAGCGUGCUUCCGGAGCGGGAGGUGUCCAAGCCAGGAAGUCCAAAGGGGAACCUGCCACGCACGCCGCCCUCCACGCCAACGGAGCUGAAGAAGCCGAUGUUGCCGGCAUGCGAAGGUUCAGGUAUCCAGCCGUCUCAGCAGCCGUCAUCGCAGCUGGUCUUCCGAAGGCACGGUGUGGAGGCACAAGCCGGCGAGGAUGGGCCAAUGAAGGAGUUGUGGCUGCUUGAGCCCGAUCGGGCCAACAACGGGGCGCGCCGGACGCUCCUCCGUGCGGUCAUGCAGGAGCCGAAGAUGUUGGCCGGCCGUGCCGUCCUGGAGCUGGACUCAGGUGCUGGGAUGGUUGGACUGGUAGCAGCACAUCUGUGUCGGACCAUGACCCUGACGGCUGCAGAUGAGUUGGGAUGCCGGCUGUUGCGCUUCAACGCCCAAAGCCUUCACACUGCCGCGAAUGCUUCCGGAAGGACCAAAAGCUGUCAGGCCGCCUCGGUCCGCGGCAUCACUGGACGACAGGUUCCUGUCUACGUCUACUCCAUGCCUCAUUCGACCUCGGGGGCCGGUGAGCUCGCACGGCAAUGGCAGUGGGAUAGCGGCACAGCAAUGCGAAGCAUGCGCCCUUCACUGGUGGCGCCACAGUUUGAUGUGAUGCUGCAUGCUGGUCGGAUCGCCCCAGAGGUUCUUGCACUUGGAGAUGCGCUGAGACUUCCGAUGUUUUUGCAGAGUUUGCAAAGCGCCGUGGCCCGAGCCGGUAAGGCAUUGCUGGAGCUUAGCUGCGAGCUGCUGACGUUGGGAGGUUCCCUCCUCGCGGUGGGAAACGUCGUCGAUGGCACCGAUCUCGCGGAGCUGGUGCACACUUCAAGACAGGCGAAACUCUUCAGCGUCGAGAGAGACGAGGUGCUCCGCGACGAGACUGAGGGCUACUUCCGGCUUCUGCAGCUGCGGAGGCGACGCUGA